Molecule: messenger RNA, 1778 nt
Organism: Amborella trichopoda
Lineage: Eukaryota; Viridiplantae; Streptophyta; Magnoliopsida; Amborellales; Amborellaceae
Product: spindle/kinetochore-associated-like protein
Biological process (GO): regulation of microtubule polymerization or depolymerization; mitotic cell cycle; cell division
Cellular component (GO): spindle microtubule; outer kinetochore; mitotic spindle
Molecular function (GO): microtubule binding
Source: RefSeq, a predicted model, not a curated record
AAGGAACGCGUUUCGCGUAGUAUCAAGAGCGAGCUCUGUUGUGAACAGGAUCGAGAAUCCUAAAAAUAGAAGCGAGCUCCCAAAAAGUAAAGAACGAGUUCCGAUCGAGAUCCCGGCUACAGAGCACCGGAGCGGGAGCGCCACCUUAGUUGAGCACUCCAUGUAACUAUGGUUUAUACCGCUAAUCUAGUUUAAGAUCUUGUAAUCAUUGGAAUGGACGGUCUAAAACACCAAUAUAUCCUAUCAUAGUUUAUCUAAAAUACAGAAGAUCAUUCCCCAUUAACCAAAUAUAUGCCAGAACCUCUUUAUUUAUUUAUUUUUUACUUUUUUGAAGAUAUAGUUUUAGCCUUUUAGGGGAUCUGGAUCACAGAUCCAUGAAAAGGAUCAGAGGUGGGUAAUCCACGUCACAUAAACAUUUUUUCAAACGGUAUUUUCUACUUUCACAGUCCAUGGACAUUUCCGGCCCUCUUUUUGAGCGGGACAUUUGAUUUUGCCAUUCGAUAACACCUAUCCCUCCAACUUCUCUAUAUCUACUCCUGGUUCAGAAGGCAGAAAAAAAAACAGGAUCAAUUAUUGUAUCUUCUCUCACCUGUUAUGCACAAACACCAACCAUAGUUCGGGCUCCAUGGAUGUAAAUGAUGGUGUAAAGGGUGCGGCUUCUUCUCUCAAUUCGUUAAUGGCAGUUUUCAGCAACCGUGUUGCCGAGUUGCAGGAAUUAGCGAUCGGCCGCAAUGUGCAUAUCGAGAGUUGUGUCUCAGAUCUGUCAGCUAUUGAUGCUGUGAUGAAGGGAUUGGAGUGUCAAAUGAAGGCAAUCAAGGACCGAUUGAAGGAGGAAGCUGAGGCUAUACCAAAGGCUAAGAAACUCAUAGAGCUCUCUUUGCAUCAGCAACAAAAACUGCAGCACAUGUUAACUCAUCUUCCAUCUGGCUUGCCACCUGUUGCUACUACCACAAGUGGUACCACCAAAUGUUUGCAGCAAGAGAAACUAAUCGGUAUUCCUAGCAUUGAACCUUCAAAGUUUGAGGGAGAUAUAGCAUUGCGAAAGGAGAAAAAAGGUCGUGGUCCUGUACCUCGCUGGUAUAUAACUGCUGAGGAGCUUGAUUCACUAUCUGCUUACAUGAGGGGGAGGCUUACCCUGGACAAACUAAACUAUGGUGUUGAUGAGAUGGCUGGCUAUGCUGCGGCCAAUGCCCAGCUAGUUGCAGCACCACGAAAGAAGGAACUCCGAGAUAUUGCAAUGUCAGAAGCCGUGAAGGGUAAGUACUUUUUUCUGGAGACAGACAUGAAAGGGCCGGGUCUGAAGCUUGACAACACUGGCAAAGCAAUAUUGACUGUCCUUCGGCAUCUUGGUCGUAUCCAUGAGACGAGAAUAGGACAUCAUCGGGUGAUAAUCCUCUCAAAACCUCAACCAUGACGGAGUUAAGCUGCCCAAGAUAAUCCACUAGCUAUGAUUACCAGCCUUAGUUCUCUUUCUUUUUCAUGUCCAAUUCUUGUUCUCCUGUUUAUCCCAUGACAAAAGGGCUGAUUUGAGAGUAACCCUCUCUGAUUUUUUAUUUUACUGGUCUUUUGGUUUUCGUUGUUUUUCUUUCCCAGUUCGUGCUUUAACGUCUAUCCCAUGACAAAAGCUGAAUUUGAUUCAUAAUGUGUGUUUUUGUGUAUCUGUAUUGGAAAAAGCUACUGAACUCUGUAGCGUUUCGAAGCCUCAACGACGCUCACAUAUCAUUUGCCAUCCAUUUCAAACAAGAAAAAAAAUGAAUGGUGGGGGUCUAUUUGCGCAA